AUGAAUCCUAUACAGAAAAAUGUGAAAUCCACCAAAAGUCGUCAGGACACGAUUAAUCAGACCCAGUCGCAUUUCCUGGUGCCCUCCGAGAAGCUGGAUAAGGUCACGAGAAGAGUUAUCGCUCCUUAUGCUCAAAUCGAAAGGAAAGGCCUCAAAGAGGAUGAGGAAAAAGCCGACAGAUACCUGGACAUGAACAGGUUCAACGUGUUCCUGGAAGACACGGUUGAUCUGGAGUCACUGCUGUACGAAACUGCCAUGGUCUUGAAGACUGUUACUGAUAGUUCUGGAGUUUUCGUUUACAUAGUAGACAAACUGAAGAAUGAGAUAGUUCUCAUGCACCCGGAUACUGAAAAUCCUGAUCGACAUGAAAUAAAUAUGACGAUACGGGAAGGUAAAACAGCAGCAGCUCACGUAGCUUCCACCAAGGAGUUCCUCCUUCUAGAAGACGUGCAAAGAGACCGGAGGUUCUCUGACGGGCUGCGGUGGAUAGACGCGAAGGUCGCGCUCUGCAUGCCGGUGGUGAAGCCCGAUGGCGAAUGCUAUGCUGUGCUGGAGUUGUACCGGACUUAUUCUAAAGUUUAUGAUGAUAAUGUAGUAUACACAGUGGUAAGCGUGGCCUGCUGGGCAGGCGCCGCCGUGCAUCAGGCACAGGCGAGGGUCACGUUACAGAAGACGGCUCACCUGAACUCUGAACUUAGGGCGUUGCUGCAGAACUACUUCUGCGAUCUCGCUUCUAUUGAUACAAUGCUUACUGAUAUGCUGACGGUGGUAAAGUCAUUCAUCGGAGCGAUGCGCAGUAGUUUCUUCAUAAUCGACAAGGAACACAUCGGAGAGACACUGCAAGCCGACAUGUGGGACGAUGGCUGGUCUGGGGAGAAGAGCACCAUGCCUAAGAAGAAGCUUAAAGUCAAUCUAAGCCAAGAACAGACUCCAGCGGGCUACGUAGCCCGUACCGGCGAAUCGCUGAACGUUCGCGACGCGUACCGUGACCCGCGGUUCACUAAGGAGAUAGACCCUACCACUGGCACUGUUGUGAGGUCCUGUCUCGUGUCGCCUAUUACUGACAAGACUGGAGUUAUUGGAGUAGUCCAACUAACAAACAAGACGAGUGCGACGCCGUUUGACGCGGACGACGAGCUGAUAUUCGCGGUGUUCGUCAGCUACUGCUCGCUCAUCGUGCACUUCUAUAACAUGCAGCAGAAGAAAGUCUUCCAUGAGAACCUCAAUCGCGUAUACUCGGAGCUGCUGAGCUUGCACAUGAAGCCUUGCAAGCACGACCUGGACGAGCUCGUCGAGUCCAGCGGCGUUGUCAUGGCGCCACCCACUUUUAGAACUUUCGACUUCCACAUAAGCGAAGCCAGCAAAGAAGACAUGGCCGGCCUGGUCUGGAUAAUGUUCUCCGAAACCUUCACCAACAGGAACUUCGAUCGCUUAGGCCUAGCAGACUUUAUACUGUCGGUCCUCGGCAGCUAUAGGGACAAUCCUUAUCAUAAUGCCGAACAUGCGUUUUGCUUUACGCAUACUAUGUACAUGAUACUGUUGCUUAAUUCCGGAUACUUUGAUUAUAUUGAGACGAUAGCCCUCAUGCUGUCAGGACUUUGCCACGACUUAGACCACCCGGGGUUUAACAAUAACUAUCUGAUGUUGUGCAAACACCCGCUCGCCAGCAUGUACAAGACUUCCAUGUUGGAACACCACCACUUCUUCCUCGCUAAGAAGAUGAUUGAGGACAAGAACAUCCUGACCCGCCUCCCGCUGACAGACCAGCAACGUAUAAUGGAGGAGAUAAAGUACGACAUUCUGUGCACGGACCUGGCCAUAUACUUCCAGAUCAGAGCUCAACUCACGCCGCUCUUACAUGACAGGGUGUUCGACUGGAAUGAUAACGGACAUAGGAAAAUGCUUAAGGGUAUACUGAUGACGACAAGUGACUUGUCCGGAUGCUGCAAACCUUUUGGGGUGUCGAAAGCGACAGCCGAGGCUGUGUAUCAAGAGUUUUAUGAUCAAGGGGACCGCGAGCGCGCGAUGGGCUACACCCCCCUCAGCAUGAUGGACCGGCGCCGCAGCAUCAACCAGCCGGCUGAACAGAUCCAGUUCCUCUCCGUCGUGGUGCUGCCCUGUCUCCUCAUGCUGCAGAACGUCUUUCCCAACACCAGCCCGCUCACUGACAACUGCAGGAAAACUCAAGAAGCCUGGCAUGAGGAGAUAGAAAUCCGUGGUCAGAAGUUGUGGCGACAGGAAGACGCCAUACCUAACGGCAAGAACAACCGCUUCCUCGGAGACACCAAGCCUGAGAAUGAAGACUGAAGAGUUUCUUACUACAAAGUCUUUUAGUAGUUGA
Helicoverpa zea (corn earworm) is the source of this 2341-nucleotide messenger RNA. Its product is annotated as cAMP and cAMP-inhibited cGMP 3',5'-cyclic phosphodiesterase 10A-like. Gene Ontology annotation, molecular function: protein binding; 3',5'-cGMP-stimulated cyclic-nucleotide phosphodiesterase activity. The transcript is spliced from 15 exons. NCBI's taxonomy places the organism in Eukaryota, Metazoa, Arthropoda, Insecta, Lepidoptera, Noctuidae. Gene Ontology annotation, biological process: signal transduction; negative regulation of receptor guanylyl cyclase signaling pathway. The coding region runs from base 1 to 2307 and encodes 768 amino acids. The record is from RefSeq and is a predicted model, not a curated record.